AUGGAGAACAAGAUCAGGAUAUCCAUCGACAGAGGAGGCACUUUCACCGAUGUCCACGCUAUCGUGCCUGGGAAGCCUGACAUUGUCCUCAAGUUAUUGUCUGUUGAUCCUGGCAACUAUCAAGAUGCUCCCACAGAGGGCGUGCGCAGAGUGCUCGAAGCAACUGGCCGACCCAGUCCCCGAGGGGCUCCGCUCAGCCUAGACAGCAUAGGCUGUCUACGUAUGGGAACCACUGUGGCCACGAAUGCAUUGCUUGAGCGCAAGGGAACCAAAUCGGCGUUGUUGACCACGAAAGGCUUCAGAGACCUGUUGCGGAUCGGCAAUCAAGCUCGACCGGACAUUUUCGACCUGUCAGCGAGGAGGCCCGAUGUGCUCUUUGAGACCGUGGUGGAGGUGAAUGAGCGCAUCAUUCCGUCGCACCCCAGAUCCUCGCCAGAUGCACUGUCGCCCUACAGAUCGGUCACGGCUGUGACAGGAGAAAGAUUCCACGUCAUUGAAGAACUGGACGUGCCUCAGGUUACCGCCGAUCUGCAGCGGCUCAAAGAUCUGGGAUUCCAGUCAGUAGCGGUCGCCCUCGUCAACUCAUUCGCCUGUCCGGAGCACGAGAUCCGGAUUGGAGAGAUCGCCACUACCUUGGGCUUGUCGGUCGCUCUAUCGUCCGUCUUACAACCAAUGAUCAAAGUCGUCCCGCGAGGUAUGUCGGCCACUGCGGAUGCCUAUCUUACCCCGGUGAUUAAAUCUUAUGUCGAUUCGAUAUCUGCCAACUUCCACGGAGGUCUGGCAGGUGAGCAUGGGUGUCGAGUCGAGUUCAUGCAAUCCGACGGAGGUCUCGUCGACUUUCGCAAGUUCAGUGGGCUUAAAGCGAUCCUGUCCGGCCCUGCAGCGGGUGUGGUUGGCUAUGCCGCUACCAGCUGGGACCCGGAGGCCCGGGUGCCGAUCAUCGGUUUCGACAUGGGAGGAACCUCGACGGACGUUUCUCGUUUCGACGGUCACCUGGAACACACCUUUUCGUCCAACAUUUCGGGUGUCAGUAUCCAGGCACCGCAACUGGACAUCAACACCGUGGCGGCAGGAGGGGGUUCUAUUCUGUCGUGGCGGAAUGGUCUGUUCUUGGUCGGGCCAGAGUCUGCCUCUGCCCACCCUGGCCCGGCCUGUUACAGAAAGGGAGGUCCAUUGACGGUGACCGACGCGAACCUUUUGCUAGGUCGCUUGCUUCCAGAUUACUUUCCCAAAAUAUUCGGCCCGUCAGAAGAUCAACCUCUUGAUCAAGAAAUCACCAGGACAAAGUUCCAACAGCUUACGGAAGAGAUCAAUGCUCAGCAAAGUGCCAGAAAGUUUUCGCCCGAGGAGAUUGCGCUAGGAUUCCUCAAGGUCGCCGACGAGUCCAUGACACGCCCCAUCAGAAAUCUGACGGAAGCCCGCGGUUACGAUACCUCAUCGCAUCAUCUGGCCUGCUUCGGGGGUGCAGGAGGCCAACACGCCUGUAACGUGGCCGCUUCGUUGGGGAUUUCGCGCAUCAUUGUCCACAAGUAUUCGUCUAUCCUGUCCGCAUAUGGUCUGGCACUUGCUGAAGUGGUGCACGAGACACAAGAACCGAUGGCCGCAGAAUACAUCACUUCUCGAGAUCUGAUCGCCCAAAAAUUCCAGGCCCUGGUUGAUCGGGCUUCUGAGCAGCUCUUCGAGCAGAAGUUCACCAAGGAGCACAUCAGACACGAGCUUUUUCUCAACAUGAGGUACGAAGGAUCGGAUACAAGUCUGAUGAUAUUGAAGCCGGAUGACAGUGACUUCGCCUCGGCUUUCGUCGCGCGGCACCGCCGCGAGUUCAACUUCAGCUUUGAGCGUCCAAUCCUAGUGGACGACAUCCGCGUGCGAGCAAUUGCGUCUUCGAAAUCGGUUGUGGAAAAGAGUCCACUGCAGCAAUUGAAGGAGGCCAAACUCAAGCCUGUUGGAAAACCCGUACGGCACACCGACGUCUAUUUUGACGCCCAACAUGGUUUCAUGCAAACCCCGGUCUACCUCCUCCACGAGCUAGGAACUGAUGUCCAAGUUCACGGGCCGGCGAUCAUCAUUGACAAUACCCAAACAAUAGUGGUUGCCCCAAACGCCACCGCCAAUGUGCUUCAGACGUGCGUUCUGAUUGACCUGGCGUCUAUUCCACGUCAUAUCGAAGUCAAUGCUGCCGGACGUUUGGUAGAUCCGAUUCGACUCACGAUAUUUGGUCACCGCUUUAUGUCUGUGGCCGAGCAAAUGGGCCGCACCCUCCAAAAGACAGCCGUAUCCACCAACAUCAAGGAACGGCUCGACUUCUCCUGCGCCUUGUUCUCGCCCGAUGGCGGUCUGGUGGCCAAUGCUCCUCAUGUUCCAGUCCAUCUCGGGUCUAUGCAAUUCGCCGUCCGCUUUCAGCAUCGGCGCUGGUUGGGUAACCUUAAAGACGGCGACGUGCUGGUGUCCAAUCAUCCUAUCUCCGGGGGCACCCAUCUCCCCGAUGUGACGGUCAUUACGCCGGUUUUCAAUCCCGGCACGGACGAGAUCAUCUUUUACGUCGCCUCACGAGGACACCACGCCGACAUUGGCGGUAUUCUUCCGGGAUCCAUGCCCCCUAACUCCACUGAGUUGUGGCAAGAGGGCACCGCCAUCGAGUCCGAAAAGGUUGUGGAAAAUGGCGUCUUUAACGAGGCGCGUAUGCGCGAGCUCUUCCUGGAUCUUCCGGCUAGGUUCCCCGGUUGUUCUGGUAGCCGGAACAUUAGCGACAAUUUGUCCGAUCUGAAGGCGCAGAUAGCGGCGAACGCUCGAGGCAUUACGCUGAUCCGGGCCCUGAUCGAGGAGUACGGGCUGGACUUGGUGCAGAUGUACAUGUACGCCAUCCAGUCGACGGCGGAGCUGGCGGUCCGAAAUUUGUUGAAAGGUUUAUACCACCAAUACAGAGGCGCGCCCCUGGAAGCGCUCGACUUUAUGGACGAUGGUACGCCGAUCAAACUGAAGAUCACCAUUGAGGAGGAUGGAUCAGCCGUCUUUGACUUUACUGGCACGGGGCCUGAGGUCAAUGGUAACAUCAAUGCCCCCGAAGCCAUUACGCACUCGGCAAUCAUCUACGCCCUUAGGUGUAUGAUCAAAGCAGACGUUCCCCUGAAUCAAGGGUGCCUGGCUGCCGUCCAAGUCAAGAUUCCGAGCCCGAGUAUUUUAAGCCCUACCCGAGUGGCGGCCGUGGUGGGUGGAAACGUGACCACCAGCCAAAGAGUGACGGACGUCGUUCUCCGGGCACUGCAUGCCUGCGCAGCAUCCCAAGGCUGUCUUAACAACCUGACCUUUGGCAUCGACGAGAUCAAGGACCCUAUCAGCGGCGAGACCGUACGGGGUUUUGGCUACUACGAGACGAUUGCCGGUGGUGCCGGCGCUGGUCGCACCUGGGAGGGCGAGAGUGGUGUCCAUACACAUAUGACCAAUACACGCAUCACAGACCCGGAGAUCCUUGAGAAGAGAUAUCCCUGCAUACUCCGCAAGUUUGAGCUGAGAACAGGGUCAGGCGGACAGGGCCUUCAUUGCGGUGGAGAUGGGGCGCUCCGAGAGAUUGAGUUCUUGACACCAGUCCAAUGCUCCAUUCUAUCUGAGAGAAGAGUGCACCGGCCGUACGGCUUGGAAGGCGGUGAGUCGGGUGCGACUGGGUUGAAUUUAUGGUUGACGAAAGAUGAGUGGACAGGUCAGAAGAGGGUGGUGAACAUGGGUGGCAAAGGCAGUGUCCCAAUGAAGACAGGAGAUCGGGUGGUCAUCAUGACCCCUGGCGGAGGUGGAUGGGGGAGGAAGGAAGACAAAGUUAAGGUGAAGGUGAAUGGCGUGAAUGGCAUCCACUGA
Molecule: messenger RNA, 3849 nt
Organism: Capronia epimyces CBS 606.96
Lineage: Eukaryota; Fungi; Ascomycota; Eurotiomycetes; Chaetothyriales; Herpotrichiellaceae
Product: 5-oxoprolinase (ATP-hydrolyzing)
Exons: 1
Coding region: 1-3849 (1282 amino acids)
Biological process (GO): glutathione metabolic process
Cellular component (GO): cytosol
Molecular function (GO): 5-oxoprolinase (ATP-hydrolyzing) activity
Source: RefSeq, a predicted model, not a curated record